This is a messenger RNA of Dermacentor andersoni, 514 nucleotides long. Lineage: Eukaryota; Metazoa; Arthropoda; Arachnida; Ixodida; Ixodidae. The record is from RefSeq and is a predicted model, not a curated record.
GGUGGCGACACUGAUGCCGCACACUGGCCAGGCAGGCAUCAACCAGCUGGGCGGCGUGUUCGUGAACGGGCGGCCGUUGCCGGACUACAUUCGGCGCCGCAUCGUCGAGCUGGCGCUGAUGGGCGUCAGGCCAUGCGACAUCUCGCGGCAGCUGCUCGUGUCGCACGGCUGCGUGUCGAAGAUACUGACGCGCUUCUACGAGACCGGCUCCAUCAAGCCGGGCUCCAUCGGAGGGAGCAAGCCCAAGGUGUCCAAUCCGCAGGUGAUGCGUCGUAUGCUGCGCUACAAGAACGAUACCGGCUCCAGCGGCUGGGACGUGCGGCAGCUGCUGCCCCACCAGCCGCAGCAGCACCCGCCGCAACACCAGCCGCCGCCCGAUCACCCGCUGGGCGCAGAGCACGGCCUCGCUUCUUCACCGCCGUCGGCUUCCAGGGUGCUCCGAUGCGCCGCCGAGUGCUCGACGCUAGCCUCGCCGACCGGUACGGCCGCAUAUAAAAAUUUUCGCUUCCUUUAA